This is a messenger RNA of Dimorphilus gyrociliatus, 808 nucleotides long. Lineage: Eukaryota; Metazoa; Annelida; Polychaeta; Dinophilidae. The record is from the annotation of a GenBank genome assembly.
AAUGGAUUCACCACCAUCGUAUAUUGAAGCUAUUUCCGCUUAUUUUAAGUGUAGAUUCGUUGAUUUCGCACCUAUAUGCAUAAAAGGUAAAGAUCUAUUUUCGCCACCAAAAUAUGAACCAUUUAGUUAUGAUAAAGCUCUAAAUGAUUUUCACAACAUAAUCCUGAAUAAAAAUCCAACACCUGGAAAGAUUCUUAAUAUUGAAGUUGUUGCUAUAAAUAAAAGUACCAAUGAUGUAGAAGACGCUGAUGGAAGCCUUCUUGCAGAAGAUGCUAAGCCUAACGGAUUUGUAUCAACAAUUUUUAGACUGUUUUAUUUAAAUGGACCUCGUUUAUAUGAGAAAAUUGCAUUGAAGUCAAACAUCACCGAUAGAAUUGAUUAUACGCUAUCUAAACAUUCUUUAGGAUAUUUUUUCAAUGUUAUUAGGGUAUUCUAUGUUACUGGACAAGAUAGUCGAGUUGAUUAUCCCAUUAAUGUAUCGUGUAGAGUGUUUCUGCCUGCGGUAUUGGUUACAAAACUGCUUAAUCGUCAUGUUUUUGAAACAUAUGAUGAAUUGUAUUCAAGAGAAAUCUUGCCAUUCAUAACAUAUAAUUCACAUGCUAAAGUUAUUAAUUAUGAAAUUGUUCCUGCAUAUCCACAAGACGAUCCACAAAUUAUGUCUCAUACGAGAAUAGACAAAGGCGCAGUUCUGAUAGUUGCAAGCGUGAGAGUGUAUUUUAAUGAAAAUAUAAGAGAACCGCCUAUCGGCGUUAUCCAACCUAAACCAAUUCCUAUUCGCGAAGAUGCUGGCCGUUACUCUAUGUCCUAG